This is a messenger RNA of Molossus molossus (Pallas's mastiff bat), 2646 nucleotides long. RefSeq names its product sosondowah ankyrin repeat domain family member C (gene SOWAHC). The coding region runs from base 1 to 1587 and encodes 528 amino acids. Gene Ontology annotation, molecular function: protein binding. NCBI's taxonomy places the organism in Eukaryota, Metazoa, Chordata, Mammalia, Chiroptera, Molossidae. The transcript has a single exon. The record is from RefSeq and is a predicted model, not a curated record.
AUGGAGGGCCCGGCGGAGCUCGGCCCCGAGGCGGUGCUGCGCUUCCUUGCGGAGCGCGGGGGCCGGGCCCGGCAAGCCGAGCUGGUGCAGCACUUCAGGGGCGCCCUGGGCGGCGACCCCGAGCGGCGCGCCCGCUUCAAGGAGCUGGUCAAUGCCGUGGCCACCGUGCGCACCGACCCCGCCGACGGCGCCAAGUAUGUGCACCUCAAGAAGAGGUUCUGCGAAGGCUCCGGGUCGCCCAGGGCCGCGCCCCCCCAGGACCUGCCGCGCAUCGCGGUGACCGCAGAGCCCGAGCCCCGCGGGGGCGCUCCGGAGGGGCCCGACGGCCCGGCCCCGCGCUGGGAGAGCGGCCUGUGCCCGGAGGCGGCGUCCCCGGUGACGCCCCCGAGUCCGGGCUGCGGCCCCGGCGAUGAGGAGUCGUCCGCCGCGGCGCUUGGGCCGCCCCUGAACGGCGGGGCCCGGAGGAAGAACUCGCGGCGCGAUGCGCAGCCUCUGGCCGGAGCGCCGGCUCCUACGCCCAGCGAGGACUUGGACGCCCAGCCCCACGGCUGCGAGGAGGCGGACACGGGGAGCUCUCCCGGGGGCACCGCCACCCCGAGAUCCGCUCGCCAGAACCUCCGGGACCUGGUGAUGGGCAGCUCCCCGCAGCUGAAGAGGAGCGUCUGCACUGGGGGCAGCAGCCCGGGAGGCUUCUCUGGGGGCGGACGCGGCAAAGGCGGGGGCGACUCGGACAGCGCUUCGGUGGCUUCGUCGUCAGCCGAGGAGGAGAGCAGCAGCGGGGGCUCGGUGACGCUGGACCCUUUGGAGCACGCCUGGAUGCUCUCGGCCUCGGACGGCAAGUGGGACAGCCUGGAGGCGUUGCUCAGCUGCGAGCCUGGCCUGCUGGCCAAGCGGGACUUCAUCACCGGCUUCACCUGCCUGCACUGGGCCGCCAAGCACGGCCGGCAGGAGCUCCUGGCCAUGCUGGUCAACUUCGCCAACAAGCACCAGCUGCCGGUGAACAUCAACGCCAAGACGAGUGGCGGCUACACCGCCCUGCACCUGGCAGCCAUGCACGGGCACGUGGAGGUGGUGAAGUUGCUGGUGGGGGCCUACGACGCAGACGUGGACGUCCGCGACUACAGUGGGAAAAAGGCCUCGCAGUACCUGAGCCAGAGCAUCGCCGAGGAGAUCAAGAACCUGGUGGGAGCGCUGGACGAGGACGACGGCGAGAGCGCCGGCGGCGGCGGGGGUGGGCGCUGGAGGCUUUCCAAGGUUCUCCCCUCGCACCUCAUCACCUACAAACUCUCGCACGUCCUGGAGGAUGGAGGGGAUCACCACCACCACCACCACCACCACCACCUGGGUGAGGGAUGGGCAGGAGGCAAAGCAAAGGAUCCGGGUCGCAAACCUUCGGGCAGCGCUAGUGGGCGAAUAAAACCCAGACUCAACAAAAUCCACUUUCGAACCCAGAUCAUCCACACCACACCCUCUUUCAGAGACCCCGAACAGCCACCGGAGGAGGGGGAGCAGGAGGAAGAGGACCGGUCUAUUAAAGGCCACUUAUCCUCAUUCAAAUUGAGACCGAAGUCCAAUGUAUUUGGGUAAAAAUUUUUUUUAGAAAAUUUUAAGAUUUGUCCGAAAUACAAUACUAGGUGUAGGCAAGUGAAUGAGACCAGAAAAGACUUGGGCUAAAUUAUGCAUCCUUAUUUGGGGGGUUGAAAUGGGGUGGGGGUUGAGGGAGUUCCCCCUAGUAUUCUAGGUGAGAUGGCUUUCCAGGUGAGUCCUCAAACCUUGACCUCGGCCUCUUUUCCUCAUGCCGUCCCAUUGCUCUGCUUGUGAGGACUAGAAAUGUAUCUAAAUGGGGGCACAGCAUUGAUGACUGAGGGUUCCUUUGAUUUAACCAUUGGAUGUCAUGCCAAGUGAGGAAUAUUGCACGUUUAUGAAUCUGUUUUUAAAAGUUGUUACUCUUCCAAAAACAACAAGACAUGCAAAUUGUAAUGAAACUGGUAGUAUUUGUUCAGUGUGACCAAAACUACUUACUGCCUGUAUUUUUUACUAAUUACAUUUGCUUUAUAAGGUACUAAGGAAUAUCCGGUAAGUUAAAAUGCAAAAAUACUAAUUAGAGAAUAAUGUGAAUAAAAAUGGGAAUCCUGUUGGUAUAUCCUAUUGUAAGUAGUGUUCAACUCUUUUGUUAAAAAGCAAUUUUAGUUUUAAGCACUGAACUUAAGAAAUAGGCAGCAUUCACUUUUGAGUUCAUCGUUAGUGUGCUUUCCUCUUAGCCAUCUCAUACCACUGCACUCAGUAUUCAAGUACAGUAUUAAAAGGAAACACCUUUAACAACCUACGGUACUUUUAAGUAAAAUAUUGCCUGUGGUUCUGAUUCUCACUUGUUUUGCUUUUCUAAAAGUAAAUUUGCUGAAGUUUUUAAUUCGGGGUUUAUAUAACUGUUGGUUCUGUUUGACAUGACCCUAUUUGAUCGUGCUCAGAGUUGAAUUGCCUACAAAAACAGUUUCUGGUUUAGAUGAUUAGCAAAAAUGAUCAUAAAUGUAAGUGAGCCUAUGCUUCUGUGAAGUAAUUUUUAAAUCAGCCUGAUGACUCACGUAUGGUACACUUUGUUUUACUAAUAAAACUCGCUCAUAGCCCUGGCCGGUUUGGCUCAGCGGU